Molecule: messenger RNA, 630 nt
Organism: Rotaria sordida
Lineage: Eukaryota; Metazoa; Rotifera; Eurotatoria; Philodinida; Philodinidae
Source: the annotation of a GenBank genome assembly
AUGAACUUCCAAUAUAGAAGGCAUUCGAUAAAAUUAAAACCAACUAGUUGGUUAUUAUCUUUUAUCUCAAUUACAAUUUUAACUUCUGUUGUAAAAGGUUUAAAUUCACAUACUGCUGAAUGGGCUAAUAAGAAUAAUCAACAUGUUUAUUCCGAUUUAACGAAAACAAUACGUGAAUUCUUAUCUAUCAAAGAUGGCGAUGAUACCGAUAAACGUUUUCAAUCACCAGUUGACAAUGAUGAUCAAGACCAACUGUUAUUUAAAGAUUAUCGUUUGAUAAAUUCUCAAUAUCUUAUUUCACCAUUUCAAAUAACCACUCCUGAUGAAGGAUAUGCUGAUGGCAGUGGCAUUACUACAGAAGAAACCAAAUCUAGUUCCACAUCAUCCACUAUAACACUUACCCACAGCUCGACUUCAUCCUCUAGCACUACUGAACAAAUAACGAAUGAAAUUUCAUCCUCAACAACAAUAACAACAUCAACAACAACAACACGAACAACAACGAUAACAACAACAACAAUAACAACAACAUCAACAACAACAACAUCAAAAAGUCCACAACCAUCAUUAUCAUCGACAAAUUGGACAAUUAUUGUUGCUGUUAUAAGUGCUAUAUUAGUCUUCAUCUAA